CUGUGGGCUGGUUGAGCCACAGUUGACAGGAGCCAGGUUUGAGGCAGUCUGGCGGGACACAUUGAACCGUCAGCAUGGCGGAUUACGUGUGUGGUGGACGCCUCCUGGCCCUUCUGGGGCUCGUCCUUCUUGUUUUUCCACUGGACGCCAUUAUUACCGAUGAAGUAGAGGGAGAAGAGUUUAUGAAGGAGCUGGACACCAGGUACAGCCAAGAGUGCAACUUGGAGAUGGUCGCUCGGUGGGACUACAUCACGGACGUCACCGAUCCGGACAAGGAGACGGCGGCGAACGCCGCGGCGGUGCGCUACUUGAACUUCAAGGGCGAGGCGGCCGUCAACUGCACGGAGUACGCCUACGAUGGAUUCACCGACGUGGAGUUGUACCGCCGCUUCAGGUUCCUCAGCAAGCAGGGCCCGGGCGCGCUGGACCAGGCGGAGUUGACGGAGUACAAAGACCUUCAGGCGAAAAUGGAGACUAUCUACAGCACCGCCACCGUCUGUGACUUCACCAACCCGAAUAAUUGUGACCUCACCCUGGAGCCCGACAUCGAGGCCAUCAUGGCGUCCUCGCAGAACUGGGACGAGCUGAAGUACUACUGGGAGGAGUGGCGGGAUAACACGGGCAAGCUGAUGCGGGAGGACUACGUGCGCUUUGUUGAACUCUCCAACAAAGCUGCCAAGCUGGACGGGUUUCCGGACACGGGCUACUACUGGCUCAACGGCUACACCGUGGACCAGCGAGAGGCUGAUGCCUACACCGGCGGCCAGACACUUGACCAAGACCAAUUCAAGGAUAUGCUGGACACCGUGUGGGGCCAGGUGUCUGACAGUCUCUAUAAGAAGCUUCACGCCUACGUCAGGAUGCGUCUGCAGGAGGUUUACCCUGGCAAGAUUGAUCCAACGGGACCCAUUCCCUCCCACAUCCUUGGCAACAUGUGGGCGCAGAGCUGGACUAAUAUCGCGAGUUUCGUCAUGCCAUUCCCCGACCUGCCAGACUUUGACGUCACCGACAGCAUGCAGGCGAACGGCUGGGAUAUCAUGAGGAUGUUCGAAGCGGCAGAGGACUUCUUCACGAGCGUCGGGCUGUUCCCCAUGACGCAGGUGUUCUGGGACCGCAGCGUCAUCAACCAGACGGCCUGGGGCAAGACCAUCGUGUGCCACGCCUCCGCCGAGGACUUUUGCCUCGGGCCAGAUGGUGACGACUACAGGAUCAAGAUGUGCACAGAGGUCAACAUGGAUGACCUGGUCACCGUGCACCACGAGAUGGGUCACAUUGAGUACUUCAUGGCCUACAAGAACCUGCCACACGUUUUCAGGGAGUCUGCCAACCCAGGUUUCCACGAGGCCAUUGGGGACUUGAUAGCCCUGUCAGUGUCAACGCCGCAGCACCUCGAGAACAUCCUGGGCCUGACGCCGGGCCGCCACGCCGCCGCCAGGGAUGCCAGGUACACCGAGGAUGAGAUGCGGGACCUCAACUUCCUCAUGAGAAUGGCGCUCGAAAAGAUUGCCUUCCUGCCCUUCGGUUAUCUGAUCGAUGAGUACCGUUGGGGUGUGUUCGAUGGCUCCAUCCCAACCACGGAGCUCAACGCUGGCUGGUGGGACCUUCGCGAGACGCUGCAGGGCGUGUCUCCCCCGGAGGGCACUCGUGGAGAGGAGUUCUUUGACCCCGGCGCCAAGUACCACGUCCCUGCCAACGUGCCGUACAUCAGGUACUUUGUGAGCUUCAUCGUUCAGUUCCAGUUCCAUGCGAGGCUAUGCGAGGCUGCAGGACACACUGGGCCACUCCACAGCUGUGACAUCUACGGCAACCCUGAGGCGGGCGCCAUCCUCCGCACCGCACUAGAGAAAGGCUUCUCCGAGCCAUGGCCGGUCGUGCUGAGGGAGUUGGGAGGGUCUGAGAACAUGGAUCCGCAGCCCAUCAUCGACUACUUCCAGCCCCUGAUUGAGUUCCUGGACCAGGCCCUGCUGGACGCCGGCGAGUGCAUCGGCUGGGGAGAGGACUGUGUGGCGAGCCGUUCUGAGUCAUCCACAGACGGCUUGGAGUCGUCUACUGACGGUGGCCUCAUCACCACGAUAGACCCCCUGGACGAGGAGCAGGCCCUCGAGGACAUGGACCAGAUGGACAGGGAGCUCACUGAGUUGGUCCAGAUCUCCGUCGAGUAUGACUGGGAGUACUACACCCACGUGUCCCAAGAGACUGCCAGUGACUCGAUCGAGGCUUGGAAUAACGUGAGCCACGCCUUCCGAGAAUGGUACAAGAGGACCAUCGCCUUCUAUCAGUACGAAGAAUUUGAAGAUGAAGUCCUCAAACGUCGCUUCAGAUUACAGAAGAACCUUGACACGGCAGCACUUCCAGACGAUGACUUAGAACAGCUCAACACGAUCGUGAACACCAUGACCACCACGUACACCGAGGCGCGGGUGACGGACAUUGACAACGAGACCCUCUCCUACCCCAUCGACGAGCUGGAGAUGAUAAUGGCCCAGCUGGAUGACGCCGAGGAGCUUGAGUACUACUGGACAGAGUGGCGCGAUGUUUCCGGGAAGCUGAUGAAGGAAAACUACACGGAGUAUAUCAGGCUGCUCAACAAGGCUGCCGUCGACCCCUACAAUGGUUUCCCGGACGCUGGGGCCAUGUGGGUUGACGCCUACACGGAGUCUACCCUGAACUACACGGCUCAGGACUUCAAGGAGGAAAUUAAUAGCCUAUGGACACAAAUUGAAGAAUUUUAUAAGGAGCUGCAUGCCUACGUGCGCCACAAGCUGAAAAAAAAAUAUGGCGAUGUUGUUGAUUCCGAAUUUAUUCCAGCCCAUCUUUUAGGAAACAUGUGGGCCCAGAGCUGGGAGAACAUUUACGAGCUGGUGGCCCCAUACCCCGAAGUGGCCAUCCCGGACAUCACUCAGGCCCUGGAGGACAACAUCGAUGAUGUGAGGGAAAUGUUUUUGAUCGCCGAGGAGUUCUUCACGAGCUUGGGAUUGUACAAAAUGACAGACGACUUCAGGACCAACACCGUGUUUGAGCAGAGCGAGGAGCAGUCCGUCAUCUGCCACGCCUCGGCCUGGGACUUCUAUGAUGUGGUCACGGAUCCUAGUGAGGGUCGAUUCAGGAUAAAAAUGUGCACCAACAAGACUCAGGAGGAGUUCAUCGUCAUCCACCAUGAAAUGGGCCACACCGAGUACCAGAUGGCCUACAGCGUGCCCCAGGGCAAGCGUCCGUUGGUGUUCAGGGAUGGUGCUAACCCCGGGUUCCAUGAGGCGAUUGGAGACACAAUUGCCCUCUCAGUGAGCACCCCGAGCCACCUCAGGAUGAUAGAGAACUUCUUGAACAGCUCAGCAGCGGAAGACGACAUACAUGAAGCGACAUAUGAAGAGGAGUCCAAAGAUGAGAUGACCACCGAGCAAAAAGAAAAUAUUAACUUCCUCAUGAAAACUGCGCUCGCUAAGAUUGCAUUCCUGCCAUACUCCUACAUCCUCGACCGGUUGCGGUGGGAUCUCUUCGAACAGAACGGCAACGAUAUGAACUACAACAGACAGUGGUGGAGCUUAAGGUUAGAUGUUCAAGGCAUCGCUCCGCCUGUCCGCCGUUCUCCCGAUGAAGACUUCGAUCCAGGAUGCAAAUAUCACGUCCCUACAAGUGUUCCUUACAUCAGGUACUUCGUGGCUCACAUACUUCAGUUCCAGUUCCACCACCGACUCUGUGCCUUGGCCUACAAAGAACAAUUCGAUGAGAGUCUAGUGUUUAACUGUGACAUCUAUAACAGCACCGACGCAGGAGACGCCUUGUGGACAAUGCUUAACAAGGGAGCCUCGCAGGAAUGGCACACGCAGCUGCAGGAAUUUAUGGGCGACGGUGAGGGUAACAUGAACGCCACGGCCAUUCUUCAUUAUUUCUCUCCCCUGCGUGAGCACUUGCAGGCAUACAUCGCAGAAAACGAUCUCCAGACGGGCUGGCCGCUGGGUAUGGUUGACGAUUACAUGACAGAGGACGAAGACUACAUCCCGGCCACCGUCCCCAUCAUUGUGGGCUGCGUGCUGGCGGCGAUGGUUCUUGUGGUGAUCGUUGCCUACUUUGUGGGUCGCUCCAGGCAGAAGAAGAAGGAAAAGAAAUUGACUAAAAGCAGCCCAGAUGGAGGGGAAAGCAUCGAAAUCGGUAUCCAAAACCCUGCUGCUAAAUCUGGCGAAGCGUCUGACAGCGACUAACGUUAAAGGAAAACAUUAUAGACGUAGGGAAUAUAAUAGGUAUGUGCAAUGAGGGAAGGGGUUCAGGACAUGGGAAAAACUGUUUUAUAAGUUAAUGAUAAGAUCUCUGUGUAUAGUUAUUAAUUAUAAUCAAAGAAAAUUUCCACCUGCUCUUCUCGUCAUAGCAGUUCAUGUAAUAAAAAGGAGACGCGGAAGAUGGCAUAAACCUGUCCAGUAGUAUCUAGAAGCUGUGUUUUGUAGUCUGGUCUUCCGGCAUGGCGUACUUAUGUUCAUAAAAAGAAAACAUCAUUGUAAACCGACGGAAACGAUUUUUGUUGCUCAUUUUGAAUAUCAUAUGGAAAGAGGGGCCAAGGUUAAGGUUAAGAUUUCGAAUGCAGACAUGCCCAGGCUUCUAGAUCCUCAAGUGUAAUCUUUGUUGAUUCUCAGACAAGGAAAAUAAGUAUCCGACGCAGCUUUUGCUAAUGAAGUUAAUCAGAUAUUUUCUAGUCAAAGUACUUGUGUGGAAACUCUUAGGUGAAUAAAGAAUACCGAGA
This is a messenger RNA of Eriocheir sinensis (Chinese mitten crab), 4732 nucleotides long. RefSeq names its product angiotensin-converting enzyme-like. Lineage: Eukaryota; Metazoa; Arthropoda; Malacostraca; Decapoda; Varunidae. Gene Ontology annotation, molecular function: peptidyl-dipeptidase activity; metallopeptidase activity. The transcript has 28 exons. Gene Ontology annotation, biological process: proteolysis. The coding region runs from base 75 to 4199 and encodes 1374 amino acids. Gene Ontology annotation, cellular component: plasma membrane. The record is from RefSeq and is a predicted model, not a curated record.